Molecule: messenger RNA, 3110 nt
Organism: Tripterygium wilfordii
Lineage: Eukaryota; Viridiplantae; Streptophyta; Magnoliopsida; Celastrales; Celastraceae
Product: F-box protein At5g39450
Exons: 2
Coding region: 869-2740 (623 amino acids)
Molecular function (GO): protein binding
Source: RefSeq, a predicted model, not a curated record
AAUAUAAAUAAGCUCCAUUAAUUUUAGCAAAUCCAAUGAUCACUGUUGGUUUUGAAAAUCUAACGGCUACAAAGAGGGUGGUACGAGGAUAGACUGAACAUGGGUUGGAUUGAAAACGGUCCCACAUACAGUAGCCAAGGAGAAAAAAAGAUCCGACAAAGAGGACCCGCUUCUCUCAAAAGGAGCUAUCAAAUUAUGAUACCAAAGUGAAUGCAAUCGAAGCUUAAUUGGGCGACUCAUUGAGCAAUCUCACGUCAUUGACUCCGCGAGAAGAAUGGAAUUUGAUCGGAUGUCGAUAGCUUCGCCUUACCAAAUUCAAGGUUUUAUCAUCAGCCACUUUACUAUUUCUGUCUUUCCCUUUGUUUAUCAUGUAUUCUUGAUCGCAUAAAGAAGUUAAGAAUCUUGAACUCUGAAACACUCCUGUUUAGUUUAGGGGAAUUGGAUCCCUAACAUAUGAUUUUUAGGGGAGUAUGUGACAGAACCAGUUAAAAUUUAUGGGAACUGAAGCAAACCCUGUUUUUCCAAUUUUGGGAAUCUGAAGGAAAGCUAAGUUAAUUUGGUGGGUCUUCCUUUUAUGCGUGCACUCUUGUUUAGAUUCCAGAGUGUGAAGAUUCCCAAACACGCCCGCUUGAGUUCAACGUCUGAAUCUGGUCACUUUUCGCUCACUGAAUUGAAUCAGAUCAGUCAUAAGGGUUUCCGGGUCGUCAUAUGCUGGUAAUACUUCUGGUUUAUGAUUUUUUGGUUUCUUCUAGGGGCGCAGAAAUGCAUGUGUUGGUGGAUUAUGCGAUUUGUGCAUGUCUAGGAAUGGAUUUUUUCAAUUGAAUUUUAGAUUUCUUCAUUGAAUUACGAGUUACCAGUGGAAACUAUCAUGCCGCGUGAAUAUUGUUGUUCCAACUUGCUUGUAGCUCUGCCCGAUGAUCUAUUUGCCAUUAUAUCCCAAUGCCUUUCACCAAGGGACAUAUGCAAUCUUAGUCUAUGCUGUCGGAGUCUUUAUGCUCUUAUGGCCUCUGAGAAGAUCUGGUUCCCGCAAUGUGACAUACUUAAUAUUGUGCCCCAUGGGGACCUUGUCGAGUGGAGAAAGGGUGUGUCAUCAUAUAAAGCGCUUUGUCGUUUCCUUGUAAGUGUCAAGCCAUUAACUGGAAUUUGGGUUCACCAAAAUCCUGAGCUUGGGAAUGUAGUUUAUGUCAUGCCUGGUUUUGUUUCUGUUGUUGGGUGCCGGAUUAUUCCACAAGAGCUAGGUCCACUUGGAAUUCUGGAUGGCCCUAUUCUAUGGGCACCAGUUUUUGAAGUAAUAGGUAAUUUUGAUGGUUCAACGGCCUUUAUUCUGCAUGGAAGAGAAAAAGGUUGUGACUAUUUUUAUCCUGGUUCUGUUAAGCCAAUUGAGAAGAAUUGCAAUGUGCUCUUACUUGAGGUUGAGCCUAGCCAGCAACCGAAUGGAGGUAAAUUGUUGUAUUGUAAGAGUUUUGCUCACCAUUCCGAUAAGGAACUAUCAAGAGAGAUUUCUAGGUCUGGUGGUGGAUUGUCUAAGUCACAGAGGGUGCUUGGACAGCUUGACGCUAAAGUGCCUUUCAGCCGUUUGGCUUUUAGUGACAGAAGAAAAUUGCUUGAGACUGUAAUGAGCCAAGUUCGUCAAGAUGUGCCUGAUUCGGCAAAUGGGCCCCUUUUUCCCCAAUUGAGGAUUGACGAGGACAACUUUCAGAGAGAUAUGGCUCUCUUAUCUGAAAGGAGAUCACUGCUCAUGCAAAUGUAUAAGCUUAGCGGAGGCUCCAUUGAGCGAAAGGAAGCUCCUGGAGCUCAUUUGGAUCCUACUCAGUUGGAGUUGAGCAAGAUCAGGAAGAGUCUCAAUAGCUCAAUUCAUACUUCUCUCAAGGCUGAUGAUGGUGACGUGAAUUCUGCAAGGACAAGAACUUUGGGUGGGUAUUUUAGGUAUAGCCUAAGGCAGAUAUUUGGCAAGUCUCGUGUGACAAACGGCCACCAUACAAUGUCAAAGAAUAAUUCUUCAAGUGGUGAGAGUAAGUAUGCUCAACUUCACGACUUUUUGAGAUCAAGCGAUACAAUAGGACUGACAUUGCAUGCCUCCACCAUGAAGUUAACUUCUUAUCGAGCAUGGCCAAAUAUGCAUGACAGUAGGUUUGCCCUAUACAAAUUGCCCCUUAGGGUCCCAAGAGCUGACCAGGAAUAUGCUGGUUUAUGGGGAGGGACGUUUGGUUGGCCUCCUGGGAAGCUUUCCGAGGAUAAACCUGGGAAGGCUUUGUUCUUUCUUCUGCUCUCAUAUGAAGAAUCAGAAGAAGAACGUCUUUUGAUUGCGACAAAAAUAUUGGAAGGCACCCACUAUGUUUUGCAUCCAAAUGGCUCAGCGAUGUUUAUAGCAAAUCUUGAUGAACCUUCAGUGGAUCAAUUUCCAUGGGAUACAGAUGGAGAUAGCCUUCCUCUGAUGGUUAGCCAUGCAUUUUCAGGGGAAGGUAUUGCAAAUGGCUAUGGUUUCAGAUAUCCUGGCUCAAAACCAGGUUCUCUCUUUGUUAUUCAUAAUGGUCUCCUUGCGUUCAUUUGGAAGGAGUCCAGGGCUGUGUUGACUUUGCAGAGGCUUAACUUGCAAGAACUAUUGAGGAAAGGAGAAAGGGUGCCUGCUUUGCCAGCAAUUGCCAAUUUUUCUUAUUUGACCAAGUCCUACUCAAAUGUGUUUGCUGGCUUCUCAAACCCUUCAACUUGCUUAUCCUCACCAAGGAAUAGACAUUUAUAGUCCACAUGUUUGCCAAGGAUAAAGUCCGCGUUUUCUUCACCAUAUAUGAUGCUCGGAUGUCUUCGGAGGCUGCUGCUGGUUUACCUUCACUUGGCUCCAGGUCACUUGUGGAAGCUCAGGUGCUCCUAAACCAAUUCCAGUAUUGGAUUCUUAAUCCUUUCGUCUUAAAAUAACACCAGUUCGGGUAUUAUUUAUCCAAUGAGAUGCGAUUUUUAUAGUAAUAAAACAAUAGAUAUAAGCAUUUUAGUAACAAAUAUAUAUAUAUAUGUUGCUUCUCGUGUAUUUCUGUGUAGGAAUGUGAGGUAUCACGAUAAAAAUUCCAUUUUUACUUGUUAUGAUUGAAGAAUCUGGAAACUUAACCUCACCUCCA